UGCAGUCUUACGAGCCCUCGCACACCCUUGCUCACAUUGCUGCCUUCAUUCUACAUCGCUCAGUUAACUUUUUUUCUACUCUCGUUUGUUAGCAGAACAAAUUGUGUGGUUUCUGUAGCUGCCGAAGGAUAAAGCUACACACAUCGACAGAGAAAAUAUAAAAUUCUUUUGGUGGCAUUCCCCUCCUACAGGAGGAGAGCCCGGCUGAACAGUCGAUAUUCUCCCUGCUUGGGCACUAAUAGAACAUUAGAGAGGAAUGGGGGGGACGCGUGAUUCAAAUUCUUCUCAUCACAUAGGCAUACAACAAAGACGCAGAAAUAAAUAAACCAAAUAAAUAAAAGCGCGCGGGCUCGUAAAAAAAUCAAUGCCGUGGAAGAGAGAUUUCCCAAGUCUCACUGCCUGCACAAUUUGAAUCUUGCACCAGUCUAUAAAAACCUUAUUGUGAUGUCUUACGAACGAAAGAAACGCACGAAACACGCAACAAAGAUAUCAAACAGCUUGUUAUUAGAAAAGGAAUUCUCAUGAACACUUACUAGUUAGCUGGAUAGAAACAAUUUGAAACUUUAGUUAGAUUAAGGUAAUAAAAGUUAUAACAUACUGACAGAUGAUUAAUUCGUGACGCUAAACAGGCUCGAAGAAUCUGAGAAAUCGAAACCUAAAACAAGAGAAUCCUCCGCACAGAAAAGCACGAAACUAUAGAAGAAAAAACCGUCAAAACGGGUAGACAGCAACUCGGUACGAUUCGUGGGCGGACGGUGGCCUCGACGAAGAGGCAUUUCUACCGUGCACUACGCUACGGUAGUACGGCCAUUGAUUCAGACGAGUCGACCAUGAUCAUGGCUGAUGACGAACUCGAAGAUGAUCGCGCGAGUAGUCGACGAAAGUCCAGUUUAGCCAGCGGACUUGGCAGUCAAGCAAGUACGUGUAAAGGUGGCGAAGGAGGCGGGGAAGGUGGUGUUUUGGCUGGUGUCCUGCCAAAAGCUGAAGUGCAGAGUCUCAUGGAGAAAGCCAAAUUCUAUACUUCGCUGUGUCUUGGAACAACGUCCAUACUCGCUGUUUUCGCCUUCCUUUUUGCUGUACCGUUUAUAGUUGAACCGGCAAUUUCCACCAUUUUAGCAGAUUUCUCACCUAAGCCAGUCGCAUGCGCUACCACCAGUCACGUACUCGCUGAGGGAUUGAAGAAUUGCUCAUGGGCUAGUUGUAGAGAGGGUUGCACUGCUGCGGUGACAAGUUGCCAUCAGAUUCGCGUUAACUAUACCAAACUGACGUAUGAAGAAUUUGUAUCGAAACCAACGGGUAGCGUGCCGUGGGAUGUCGUCGAGACAAAGUUUUACGUGAAUGCGGAAGGCUGCGGUUAUCCCGAUACAGGAGUCAUCUGUUCACAGUUUGCUCGGAAGUAUGGCGAUAUGACUCCCGGAAAGGUUUUCCCUUGCUACUACAGCAGAACUUAUCCGGAGACUGUGGUUUCAAAGUAUUCCUGGGACGAUAACCUAAGAAAUUUGAUUUUGGCUUUGACAAUUCCAGUACUGCUAUUCAUUUUACCACUGGCGAUGCUCUGCUACUGGUAUUGUCCACCGGUUAAUAAGACCUGCGGCGGUACUAAAAGAGGUCUCAUUGAUGAAUACGAUAGGAAGGAAGAUAUCCUUGGCGAGGAGGACUUUGAGCAAGAUGAAGUGGAAGAAGACUUCGAGGAGGAGUACUGACUAUUGCCUCGGGCUCACCCCCCUGGACGGGAGUGAUGCCCUAGAUGGACCGAUCAUCGUUGAGAGGACAGACUUUUACUAUUGAAGACUUCAAUUGUGGAGAGAUAAAUAAACAUAUAUAAGAGAGACAACGAAUUUGGAUAUCUUCUUAUUUCAUGUUGUGAAAUGUGCGAUUUGUAAUCAGAUACAUCAGAUAACUUCGUUCUGAAAAACUUAUAUUCACAUAAACGGAUUUUGAAUAUUGUCUUAUUUUGAAGAGACGUUUCCCUUUUUAUAGUUUUCUCAAAGUCAGCUCACGGCAAUCAUAGUUUAUAAUUGACGAAAAUCAAAAACUGCAAUAAUACCCUAUAGCUAAUAAUUCACUUUGAGGACAAGCACAAUUAAGUAUUAUUUCCAAGAAUGUACAUAUUUCAACGUUAUUUAUAUAAUUAGCUUUAAUCUUUUUGCGAAUAUUUUUCAUAAUAUUAAAAUACUAAAAUAACGUCUGAUGAUAUGAUGUCAGUUCAUCGUAUUGUCAACAGUUUUUCAAAAAUAACUUUCCAUUGACUUCAAACUAACAUCAUAAAUUUUUAUUCAACAAACUAUUCUUGCAAUGUCUUAAAAGAAUCUCUAAUAAAAUGUAUCUAACAGCCGAUUCAGAACUUGAUCAUCUUUCAGUAUAAUAUUAAAUAUAAGUUCAAAGCGAAGUGUUAGAAGUUUGUGCGAUUGAAUACGAUAACAAUAUAACAGCGCCUUCUCAAAUAUGAGCUAUGAUAAGUAUGGAGAGUAUACAUACAUAGAAAUUUACGAUUUAUCUCGAAAUAAUAUCUAGAGCCACGUUCAAGCUACCAAAAAAAAAAUAUAUAUAUAUACAUAUAUAUACAAAUAGAUACAUAUUAUACACAUGUACGCGUGUGUGCGUGCGUGCGUGCGUGCGUGCGUGCGUGUGAAUGAAUGCCUGACUAAAGGCAUAAUUCAACGUUAAAACAAGCUCAUUGCUGUUUAAAACAAUCCUGUCCAGAAACGGUGGCAAAAGAAGAAUUUAUGUGAAAGAAAAAUUGCAAAAUUAGAUCUCUAGUUCGAUGUUGUUGAAUUGAUAAUGACUUUUGCAAUGUGAAACUGGAGAUGUAAGUUUGCCAUUGUAAAGAUAUUCAUAUUAUGAAUAUUUACGUUUUAAGAUAUUGUUAGGUUAAGUUUCGCCUGUGAAUAUUAUUAACGGUAUAUUAUGGUCACCACACUGACGACAUUGUUAUAUUAACGAUUUUUGUACGUGGCCGCCGCGCUGGCGCCGUGGUUUAGAUUUUACGCGAUGUUAUUGGUGAGAUGUAUUAGUAGAUAGUUAAAUGAAGAUUGAAAUAGUGACAAAACUAAUCUAUUUGGUUGAAUAUCUGCUUUGAUUUGGAUGAAAACUCGAUGAAUCGAGAAUCGCUGCUCAUUUGCUGUGAAUAAUAUAAGAAUUGACAUGGGAAAAUGCAGCUUAUUGCUGAACAUUCUAUCCCGAUUCAGGACGUAUUUCGUUGUGAAUACAUUUCAGACCAAAAAUAAUUGGUCGGAUUAUAAUAUGGACUUUAUAUCUAAAUUUUAAUCCUAAUUUUAAUCAAAUUUUUAGCAAUAGAAGGUCGCUUAAAAAAUUAUAAUUGGAAGGAUUAACAAUUUUCAACGAUGCAUCAUAAUGACUAAAAUAUUCGAUAUAAUUUCAUAUGUAAUAAUGAUGCAGUACUAAAAACUGACAUAGUAAAAGUUACCUGAUUGUAAAACUCUAUAACGAAUAAUAAAUGAAGAUAAUAUGAAAUGUAUGCAAAGAAGAAAACAUUAUUGAAAACAUAAAUUUAUAAAUCUACAUAAUUAAUGAAUCUUGUAUUUUGAAACAAAGGGAUUAUGUAUUUUUUGCGAAUACAGUAGAAAAUAUAAUAAAUAGUUAAAGAAACAUAAAGAUAACGUAUACAGCAGUGCUGGUCUAAUUUUUAAAUUGUAUCGCUAUAUUUAACAGAAUGAAUUGAGUUACAGUAUGUAAGAAACGAACGAAUUAUGAAGAUAAUCCAUGAUAUAUAAUAAUUAUAAAAUAAGGUAUACUGAUACCGUAUAUCGAUUGAGCUAAUGAUAGAUGCAAAUUGUAGAUUCAAAAAUUACGUUGAAACUGCAAACUAAUAAGUAUUUUGUGCCAUUACCAAUCGUGAAAAAUUACUAAACCAUGGUUUUUUGAAAAACAUGUCUCUCGUUUGAUACUGAUAUGGCAAUAUUUAAUUUUUAAAUUAAUUUAAUCAUUAUUAAGAAUCAUAUUAUAUUACAAUAAAUUAAGUAUCUUUUGUACGAAAAAAGUUUAAUUAAAAUAAAU
Messenger RNA from Phymastichus coffea, 4017 nucleotides. RefSeq lists its product as uncharacterized. Gene Ontology annotation, biological process: regulation of sodium ion transport. The transcript has 5 exons. The coding region runs from base 831 to 1703 and encodes 290 amino acids. The record is from RefSeq and is a predicted model, not a curated record. Lineage: Eukaryota; Metazoa; Arthropoda; Insecta; Hymenoptera; Eulophidae. Gene Ontology annotation, molecular function: sodium channel regulator activity.